This is a messenger RNA of Corylus avellana, 1725 nucleotides long. Its product is annotated as putative amidase At4g34880. The record is from RefSeq and is a predicted model, not a curated record. NCBI's taxonomy places the organism in Eukaryota, Viridiplantae, Streptophyta, Magnoliopsida, Fagales, Betulaceae.
CAAAGCAAAGACCAGGUACUCCCAUGGCUUGCAGUUCACCACUAAGCAUCUCUCUGUUAUCGUCCCUGACUCUGAUUCUUCUGCUUAAAAUAUCACCUGGGUGCCGAUGCCACAGCAUAAUGGGCCACAACUUCUCUAUCAAAGAAGCCGCCGUGCAUGAUCUCCAACUGGCUUUCAAGCAAAACAAGCUCACUUCAAGGCAGCUAGUUGAGUUCUAUCUGAGAGAGAUUAGCAGGCUCAACCCGAUCCUUAAAGGGGUCAUAGAGGUGAAUCCAGACGCCCUGUACCAAGCUGAUAAGGCUGACUAUGAGCGGGAGGCAAAGGCGCCAGGAUCACAAUCUCGGUUGCAUGGCAUCCCAGUUCUGCUCAAGGAUAAUAUUGCAACAAAAGACAAGCUGAACACCACGGCUGGCUCAUUUGCACUGGUUGGCUCAGUUGUACCUCGGGAUGCCGGCGUGGUAACCAAGUUGAGGAAAGCUGGUGCUAUCAUCUUGGGGAAGGCAAGCUUGGGCGAGUGGUCCCAUUUUAGGACCGCCAGGGGUCCUCUUGCUUGGAGUGCCAGAGGUGGCCAAGGCAAGAAUCCUUAUACAUUAGGAGAACCUUGCGGGUCAAGUAGUGGUUCCUCGAUAUCAGUAGCGGCAAACAUGGUGGCAGUGUCACUGGGGACAGAGACUGAUGGUUCAAUUAUAUGUCCGGCAAGUUUUAACGCAGUAGUGGGCAUCAAACCAACAGUUGGUCUCACUAGUCGAGCGGGUGUAAUUCCAAUAUCUCCAAGACAGGACACUGUUGGGCCCAUUUGUAGGACGGUAUCAGAUGCCGUUUAUGUUCUUGAUGCCAUUGUAGGCAUUGAUAAUAACGAUAAUGCAACAAUUAGAGCCUCAAGGUACAUCCCAAAUGGUGGCUAUGGACAAUUUCUUAAGGUUGCUGGGCUAAGAGGGAAGAGAUUGGGGAUAGUGAGAAAUCCCUUCUUCAAUUUCGGAAACAAGACUUUCUUGCAUCAAACUUUUGAGCGACAUUUCAAGACAUUAAGGCAAAGAGGUGCAAUUCUGGUGGACCAUCUGGAAAUAGCCAACAUUAAGACUAUCCUUGAUUACAAUUUGAGUGGUGAAGAAACUGCAUUGCUGUCAGAGUUCAAAAUAUCAUUAAAUGCUUACUUAAACAAGCUUGUAGCUUCUCCAGUACGAACCAUGGCGGAUGUGAUAGCCUUCAACAACAAAAACCCAGAAUUGGAAAUGAUCAAAACAAUUGACCAAGAACAGUUUUUAAGUGCGGAAGCCACAAAUGGAAUUGGAAAAGCAGAGAAGGCAGCACUGUCAAAUUUAUCAAAACUAUCGAGGGAUGGAUUCGUGAAGUUGAUGACAAAGAAUAAGCUUGAUGCCUUGGUGACUCCUGAUUUCUCUGUUUCUAGUGUUCUUGCAAUUGGUGGUUUUCCAGGAAUAAGUGUCCCAGCAGGAUAUGACACUAAAGGGGUGCCAUUUGGCAUUUGCUUUGGGGGCUUAAGAGGUUCAGAGCCAGAGUUGAUUGAGAUCGCUUAUGGUUUUGAGCAAGCAACAAAGAUCAGGAAGCCUCCAUUCUAACGUUGAAGCUUUUGAAUUUCAGCCAUUCGAAGUUUUACAACUAGGAAUCAUGAACAUAAUCAACUUGGUAUUUCGUUGAAUUAUGUGCAUGUACAAUCAAUGUGCAGCAAAUUGAAACAACUUUCACCUUCUCUGUUUCCUAUUUGUG